Owenia fusiformis is the source of this 1559-nucleotide messenger RNA. Lineage: Eukaryota; Metazoa; Annelida; Polychaeta; Sabellida; Oweniidae. The record is from the annotation of a GenBank genome assembly.
AUGGCAUUUAGCGGAGCUCUUCAGCUCACAGACCUCGAUGAUUUCAUCACUCCAUCUCAAGAGUGUAUAAAACCUGUUAAAGUGACUAAGAAGUCUGGUAAAACAGCUGCCAUUAAAAUCGGGGAUGAUGGUGAAUAUAGCCAGAUUGGUAUAGAUGGCGGGGAGGUGAAGCUUGAAAAAGCAACGAUUACGCUCAAUGACUGUUUAGCUUGUAGCGGAUGUAUCACUUCUGCCGAGAGCGUCCUUAUCACGCAACAAAGCCAAGAAGAGUUGUACAAGAUUUUGAACUCGAACAAAAUCUUACUUGAACAGGGAAAAUCAGACGAAUGCAAAUAUGUCGUUAUUUCGAUAUCUCCUCAGUCUAAAGCCUCACUUGCAGUGAAAUAUAAGCUAAAUGCAAAUGAAGCAAUAGAGAAAAUAUCAGGUUUUUUCAAGCAGCUUGGUGCCAGUGCUGUGUAUGAUGUAGCCCAAGCUAGGGAUUUAAGCCUGGUUGAAAGUGGACAUGAGUUCAUAAGGAGGUACCAAGAUAAGGAAACUGACAAAACUGCCCUGCCCAUGUUAGCAUCAGCUUGCCCUGGUUGGGUGUGCUAUGCAGAAAAGACACAUGGCUCUUAUAUAUUGCCUUAUAUAAGCUCUACAAAAUCCCCGCAACAGAUAAUGGGAUCGCUAACAAAGGACCACUUGGGAGGAGGGAGAAAACCAGACCAGGUGUAUCAUGUGACUGUCAUGCCUUGUUAUGACAAAAAGCUAGAAGCAUCGCGUCAGGAUUUCUAUGACGACUUGUACAGUACAAGAGAUGUGGAUUGUGUGUUAUCUACACUAGAGGUGGAUGAAAUGUUUAAAAGAGAAGGAAUACAACUGGGUGAUGUCAUCCCGGCGCCUCUUGAUUCCAUAUAUGGUCGACAGGGUAGCGCCAUGAACCACCCCAAUAAUGGUUCCGGAGGGUACCUUGAACAUGUUAUGAAACAUGCAGCUAAAGAGAUCUAUGGGCACACUACUGGAGACCUUAAGUAUAAAACAAUGCGGAACAACGACUUCAAAGAAGUCACACUUGAAAUUGAUGGCAAAGUGGAGCUGAAGUUUGCCAUUGCUUACGGCUUCCGUAACAUACAAAACAUAGUACAAAAGGUUAAACGAGGAAAAUGUAACUACCAUUUUGUUGAAGUUAUGGCAUGUCCCUCUGGGUGCCUGAAUGGUGGGGCACAGUUGAGGCCAGAGGAGGGUGUUACCCAGAAGGAGCUUUUAGCUGAAGUGGAGGGUGUAUAUGAUGAAAAUGAUGCCACAUUGGAGUGUGGUAGCGAUGAGUUGGAUCAGCUCUAUGCUACGUGGCUAGGGGGUAGAAAUUCUGAUAAAGCUCUCAAGAUGCUGCAUACGCAGUAUCACGCCAUCGAGAAAGAAACUAAUGCCCUAGGGAUAAAGUGGUAAAUCCCUCCCUCAUGGAGCUGUUCUGGCCUUCUGGGUGUUGCUGCUUAGAACAUUGCUCUGAUCAAAUAAUCUCUCAAGAGAAUAAGAUGAUUUCCAAUGAUAUAUCUAAUUGUCUUAGUGAAAAUUGCUACUUA